CUCCCUUCUCUCUUUCUCUCUGCAAGCUGCCAGUCUACCGGCAUGCCGGCUCAGCGAGAUGACGGUCUACGUGUGGUAUCGCUUCUGCCGUCUCUGACAGAGAUUGUCUGCGCGAUCGGUGGGGGUCUGGAGGAGCACCUGGUAGGUGUAACUCACGAGUGUGACCACCCUCCAGCCGUGGUUGCGAGGUGCGAACGGGUCACGAAUUCGGAGAUCAACCCUCACAAGAUGUCUCAGGAAGAGAUCGACCGCCGCGUUCGGGGAUCCAUGAGGAUGGGGCACAGCCUGUACGGGCUCGAUGAGGGCCGUCUCAAGGCCGCUGAUCCCACCGUCGUAUUCACGCAAGCUCUGUGCGACGUCUGCGCUCCAUCGUUUCCGAUGGUUCUCAGCACCUGCGCUAGGGUUCUCGGCGAUAACCCUAGGAUCGUAUCCAUCGAACCGGGAAGCGUCGCGGAAGUGAUCGACUCCGUUCGUCUCGUUGGGCGCGAGACCGGUUUCACGGAAGAGGGCAUCGCCGAAGCCAGACGUCUGGAGGCCGGCUUCGAAAAAAUCAGAUCGGUCGUCGCAAAACUGGAAAGCACCCUUGCCACGGCGGCGCCGGCGGCAAUGGGGCCCCCAGGAGCGGCGGCCAGGGUAGUGGGGGUAGCUCCCGGCGGGGCUGGUUCUGUCCGCAAGAAAAAGGUGGCAUUUUUAGAGUGGCUGGAGCCUCUCUUUAACGGAGGCCACUGGGUGCCGGAUCUCGUGCGGGCGGCGGGGGGCGAGUACACGAUGGCAGAACCCGGCAACAAGAGCAUGGGCAUGUCGGCGAAAGAGCUGACGGACUACGACGCCGACGUCAUCCUCGUCGCCCCCUGCGGCAUGGACCGGAACCGAGCCAAGUCCGACGGGGAGCAGAUGUGGCGCCACGACUGGUGGCGGGAGCUCAGAGCGGUCAAGGAUGGGAAGGUGUACGCCUUGGACGGCAACGCCUACUACGCCAGACCGGGUCCCCGGCUACUGCAAGGUUGUGGUAUCAUCGCCAGGCUGUUGCACGGGGAUGCCGCGGGGGACGAGAUUGGAGAGGACAUUGCCCCGCGCGACUCGUGGUUCAUUAUUACCGCCCCCCCACCCACUCAGAAGAAACAGAAGGACGUGUGCCCCGAACGGGGCGCUGAUGCUGACGCUGCUUCGGGUACGGUGCCACUAGCCUCCGCGUAG
This is a messenger RNA of Ectocarpus siliculosus, 1197 nucleotides long. The record is from the annotation of a GenBank genome assembly. Lineage: Eukaryota; Phaeophyceae; Ectocarpales; Ectocarpaceae.